Messenger RNA from Rotaria sp. Silwood2, 2317 nucleotides. The record is from the annotation of a GenBank genome assembly. NCBI's taxonomy places the organism in Eukaryota, Metazoa, Rotifera, Eurotatoria, Philodinida, Philodinidae.
AUGCUUUUUAUCGAUGUGAAGCUAGCACGACGUGAAGCUACCACGACGGAUUUAGGUGAUCGCUUAAUCCUUAAUUCUGAUUUGAUUACACCAUCAACACCAACAUUAUCUGCACUUGAUACCGAUUUUCUUCGUCAUGUAUUUUCUCAACAAUUUCGUCGAUCACUUGAUCUAUCUGCCUAUUUUACUGCAGCUGCAGCUUCGAAUAGUACUGGUCCAACAUCAACUCUGUUUCGUCCAAAUUUUCUUCGAUCACUUAUUGCCCUACCUUCAUCACUUUCAACAACACUUGUAUCAUGUCAUGGUUCUUAUCAAAGUGUUUUAUGCCCUUGUGUUUUAUUGAUCAAAUUCUUUUUGGGUGUGGGUGGGGGUGUGUGUGGGUGUGGGGUGGGGGUGUGGAUGGGUGGGUGUGGGUGUGGGUGUUGGUUGGAUAAGUGGAAUUUGCUGAAGAGAACAAUUGUACCCACACCCACACCCACACUCUUUUCUUGAAAAUUAUAUUAGUCUAUAAAGUUUACUGUCUAACAAAUAGAGAGCAAACUGUUUACUAUGAAAGAGUAAUAAUACUUGUCUGUUUUACUAAUGUAACUCCAAUGUCAACUUCGAUAGAUUUGGAAUCGAGUUCCGGAGAACGAUGCAGAGCUCCAUGUUGGUUUGUUUCACGCAAUAUUGUCGAUUAUGUUACGAUUUGACCCCUAUGCGUCCAGUCAUAUCAUUUAUCAUAUCAUCACUAAAGCGUGAGUAUACAUGGUGGGUUUGGUGGAAAACAGCGAAAAGGAAAACCGCGAAAAAAAAUAUAGGAAAAUAUCGAAAAGGAAAAUGCAGAAAAUUAAAUGACGAAAAGAGAAAUUUCUAAUAGAAAAACAGGAGACCGGAUAAUAUCGAAAGGAAAACAUCGAAAUGGAAAAUAUCGAAAAUGAAAUUUUUCUAAUUCUGAAAUAUCUUUUAGUCGACUGUGAAUAAAUGAAUGAAUGACUAAAUAAUAAUGGACUAACUUUUAGUCUAUUGUAAAAGAACGACUAAAGUAAUAUUCAGAUAGAGGAACCAAAUCAGUGAAGCAAUAGCCAAUAAUAGAUCAGGAGGAUAAAUGUACGUAUACUGCAGACAGCUAUUUAUUCUAUCACAUCUCUUCGAUAUAUUUCUUUCGAUUUUUUCCUUUCGACGUUUUCCUUUUGAUGUUUUCCUUUUUCCAAUUUUUGUCGCUGUUCUUCCUUUCGUCGUUUUAAUCUUCUGUAUUUUCCUUUUCGAUGUUUUCCUACUUUUUUUUCGAUAUUUUGCCAAUUCGGCAUUUUCCUUUUCGCCGUUUUCCGUCAAACCCUACAUGGUUGUCUUCUUCGGUGAUACUUUUAUUGAAUAUAGCAUAUUGAUUUUUUUAAUUAUGUUAACAUCUUAUUUUUUUCGAUAAAAUAAUUUCUUCUAAAAAUGAUUGCCAAAUGAGAAUUCAUUUAGAUGAAGACGAAAAUUUUUAGAGAAAUAAAUUAGACAAUGAUCAGCUAGUCUCUGUAAUGAAUACCAUAGAUUUGUUUUCACACGGAAGAGAUAAAAAGCUAAUUGGAUGAAGAAUACGAAUGUGUCAAUGUAAUUGCAAAACCGAAGAAGCAAUAAAAAUAUUUUGUUUUUCUUUCUUCGAAUGAGUCAAUAUAUCGAUCACGCACGUCAAUUUUUAUUAUUAACGUUUUUAAAGAAUAUGACAAUCAACAAAUGAAACAGUUGAGUUCUUUGAAUAUCAAAGAAAAAAAAAACAUUUUCUGUUUAUAAAAAUGUCUCGAUUUUUCUCAACAGAAUAAUUGUUCUUUUUUCUUCCUUGUUUCUCUAUAAUAAAAAAGCUGUCAAUCACAAUCUCGUGAUUGUUUUUCUUGACGCGACUACACGAAACAUCACGAGGUAAAAAUGAAUCACAUAUAAAAUAGGCAACAAAUAAUUGAAAAUUUUUUAAUCAGUUUUGUUUUCUAGAAAAAAAAAAGACGAAUAAUGACGAAAAGUUUUUCUCGAGUACAUCUCUACUUUAUUCGUCAUGGAGAAUCCGAAGCCAAUAUUCAAAGUAUUUAUAUAUGUGGUCUAAGUAUUUCAUGUCCAUUAACUUCAUUAGGAAAAGAACAAGCUGUUCUAUUAGGCAAACGAUUAAAAUAUGAAAAUAUGAAAUUUGGGUGUGGGUGUGGGUGUGCGUGGUUGGGUGUGGGUGUGGGUGUGGGUGUGGGUGGAAAACAGCGAAAAGGAAAACCGCGAAAAAAAAUAUAGGAAAAUAUCGAAAAGGAAAAUGCAGAAAAUUAAAUGACGAAAAGAGAAAUUUCUAAUAGAAAAACAGGAGACCGGAUAA